This is a messenger RNA of Aspergillus homomorphus CBS 101889, 2189 nucleotides long. Its product is annotated as PX and BAR domain-containing protein. The record is from RefSeq and is a predicted model, not a curated record. Bases 174 to 2078 code for a protein of 634 amino acids. The transcript is spliced from 6 exons. Lineage: Eukaryota; Fungi; Ascomycota; Eurotiomycetes; Eurotiales; Aspergillaceae. Gene Ontology annotation, molecular function: phosphatidylinositol binding. Gene Ontology annotation, biological process: retrograde transport, endosome to Golgi.
CUUCCUGUCUGUCUUCCUUUCUUAUGCUUGUCGCUCUCAUCAACUGAUCUACUCACAUACUGGCUAGAGCCAUUAAUCUUUCCACUGAAUUGAAUCUCAUUCCAUGACCCCCGUACUCUGCCUGCCCGCUGAGGACUAGCAAGGCUGCUCUGCCCAGCCCCCACCGCGACACCAUGUGGAACGACGAGGAUAACAACCCGUACGGCGCAUUCGACACUGAGGCGCAUCUGUCGGAAUCCUUGCAUUCAGCAAAUCUCUCUCCUCCUCUCUACGAUCGCGAAUACACCCCUCCGUCUCCCUCUAGCCGCUCGUCCACCCAAGACCCACCGGAUUUCCUUUCGCAACAACAAGACUUAAGCGACGAGGAUGAUCAUGGAGCUUAUACCACCCAGCACACCGGCCAAGGAUACAUGCGCAAGAACGUCUACGACAGCCGGAUAGAGCAGAUUCUGUACGAGAAUCCGGAGAUGCCGAUCCUCAUCACCGAGGCUGGGAAGAACCAUGAGGGCGGAGGGAGCUUCAUUGUCUACACGAUACGCACGGGAGAUCUCGAGGUCCGGAGACGAUACUCGGAAUUCGCAUCGCUGCGCCAAACCCUCGUCAAUCUUCAUCCCACCCUCGUCGUUCCGCCGAUUCCGGAGAAGCACACCAUGGCAGACUACGCCGCCAAACCCACCAAAGCCAAAGAAGACACUGCGAUCAUCGAUCUUCGGAAACGAAUGCUGGCCGUCUUUCUGAACCGAUGUCGUCGGAUGAAGGAGAUUCGUGAAGAUGGAGUCUGGUGGAGGUUCCUGGACCCCAAUGUCAGCUGGAGCGAAGUACUUCAUUCUCACCCCGCAUCUUCAGUCCCCAAAAACAACCUCAAAGCUCCCCCUCUCGAUCCUGCCAACCCCACACCCGCUCAUGCUUGGCUACCGGUACCCGCGGCCUCGGCGAAGCUCAAGUCGGCGUCUGGGACUGCUCCAUCCGGCACCCCGAACGAUGCUCCAAGUCAAGAUGUUCUCGGUCGCUUCCCACCCGAGUCGCGAAAAUUGAGCGAGAAGGAGCUGGACCCCUACUUCAUCAAUUUCGAAGCCUCAACCCGUGAGCUGGAGCUGCUUCUCCAGGGUAAUAUCGAAAAGGUCAACCGCCGGACUCUUGCUCACUUGUCGUCCUUAUCGGCCGACUUGAUGGAGCUAGGGGCACGGUACAAUGGUUUCUCUUUGUCAGAGCAGUCUCCGACUGUGGCAGCUGCUAUCGAACGAGUGGGCCAGGCAGCGGACACGUCUUAUAUCGAGACGGAGGAGCUUUCCGCCGCUUUGAGCGCGAGCUUCGCAGAGCCUAUGCGUGAGAGCGCGCAGUUCGCUAGCGUAGUACGCAGCGUUCUGCGGUAUCGAGUCCUCAAGCGAGUACAGGAGGAAAUGACUCGAGAUGAACUGGCUAAGAAGAAGGCAUUGCUCGAGUCACUUGAGCGCAGUGAAAUGGAAGCACAGCGGAUUGAGCAAUAUUUGAACCGCUCCACGCCCCAGAGUGCCACGACGAGGACCCAACGGUCGCUGUCGGCCUCGUCGGCCGCCAGUGCUCCUGGUGGGCCUGAAAAUGAAGGCCGCCCUGCCAGCCACGAAGACAAUGCUUCGGUGGACUCGGACUUUCCCCCCACUCAUGGCGAGUCGAUCAGCUCGCAUCCCUCGGCACCUCAAGCCGCCUCGCACCGCCGUCCGGACUUUGGCCCGCCGUCGCCUCCCGCACACCGCAAGACGUCUAGUGGCACUUUUGUGGCCAACAAGAUCUUUGGUCGCAUCAGUCAUGCGGUCCAUGGGUUUGUGGAUGUCGACCCCGAACGGACUCGUCGCGAUCAGAUAGGCAAGACGAAAGAGAGUUUGCAGCAGCUCGAGCAAGCCUUAACAGUGUCCGAAAAAGAUGUGAAAGACGCGAGCGCAGGGGUGUUACAAGAUCUGAAACGCUUCCAGAAAGAUCAGGAGAUGGAUCUUCGUCGAUAUAUGGUUGCCUAUGCGCGGUGUCACUUGGACUGGGCGCGAAAGAAUUUGGAGACGUGGACAGAGGCGAAAGACGAGGUGGAGAAGAUCGAAGUGCGGUAGUCAUCGGUGUUGGUCUGCGGUUUGGCGCAGCGUUGAGAAGGGAAAGCGCUGGGCGUUGGUGUUUAUGAUUUAGAAAUGUUCGGAGAUUCGCCAUUAGGGCCUUUGGUGGCU